AUGGCCUGCCUGCGCAAAUUGAAGGAAGAUCUAAAGACAUUGGUGGAAUUGUUCCCCAGUACUCAUGAGCGCUUACAGGUUGUUGUCGCCACCGUUGAUGAGAUUUCGAUCCGCUUCUGCGACAACAAUGGCAUGUCCAUCGUGAUAAACGGAAACAUACAGGAAAACUAUCCUCGUCAGCCGCCGAUCUGGUUUUGUGAGGAGGAAAACCACGCGGUCGCCGAGUCACUGGAACGCCUAUCAGUCGAUGAAACGUGUACUAAUUUACUCUAUCAGAUUCAUCAUCUGUGCGCAGAUUUGUGCCGAAUCUAUGGACUGACGAAUCCGAUCGAGCUUCAGCGGAUCGCCCCGCCUGAUGAGGUGGAAAAGGAUGAAGGACAGGGAAGCGACGAUAUGGACAGUGAAGACGUCGAUGAUGAUAUGGAAGACGAUGCAGAGGAAGAUGUCCGACAAAUGAUGAUGGAUCUCGACGAAGAGGCUCCGCGCAGCAGCCACGGCGACCCGGAUAUUGCGCCGGAGGGAGCCGAAAUGCUCGACAAGCUCAGCAAGAAAAACCGACAAAUGCACCUGCAGGGUACCGUCAACGGCUCCGUGACGGCCACCGAUCGCCUGAUGAAGGAAUUGCGUGAUAUCUACAGGAGCGAGCAUUAUAAGAACAAUGUUUACUCGGUGGAGGUACAGGGCGAAUGUCUGUAUACAUGGCAUGUCCGGCUUCAUAAGGUCGACCCGGAUUCUACCCUACAUCACGAUAUGCAGACGUUGGCCCAUGAACACAAGCAGGACCACCUGCUGUUCGAGUUCAUCUACAACGACAAGUUCCCAUGCGAACCGCCAUUCGUUCGCCUUGUCUCCCCGUCGGUUUCCAAUGGGUUUGUGCUGGGCGGUGGCGCCAUCUGUAUGGAACUGCUGACAAAACAGGGUUGGACGUCGGCGUACUCCGUAGAGAGCGUCAUUCUUCAAAUCGCAGCCACUCUGGUCAAGGGCAAGGCUCGAAUUCAGUUCGAUACAAAGGCUAACUACACGCUCGCCCGUGCUCAGCAGUCCUUCAAGUCACUAGUCCAGAUUCACGCCAAGAGCGGCUGGUACACGCCGCCCAAAGAAGACGGA
Molecule: messenger RNA, 1107 nt
Organism: Mesorhabditis spiculigera
Lineage: Eukaryota; Metazoa; Nematoda; Chromadorea; Rhabditida; Rhabditidae
Source: the annotation of a GenBank genome assembly